Messenger RNA from Poecile atricapillus (Black-capped chickadee), 824 nucleotides. RefSeq names its product PYM homolog 1, exon junction complex associated factor (gene PYM1). The record is from RefSeq and is a predicted model, not a curated record. Gene Ontology annotation, molecular function: RNA binding. Gene Ontology annotation, cellular component: cytoplasm; exon-exon junction complex. Lineage: Eukaryota; Metazoa; Chordata; Aves; Passeriformes; Paridae. The transcript is spliced from 3 exons. The coding region runs from base 23 to 724 and encodes 233 amino acids. Gene Ontology annotation, biological process: exon-exon junction complex disassembly.
GCCCCGCGGCGCGCGCGCAAAGAUGGCGACGCCCUAUGUGACGGACGAGACCGGCAGGUACAUCCCGUCCACGCAGCGUCCUGACGGGACCUGGCGGAAGCAGCGCCGUGUCAAGGAGGGCUACGUGCCCCAGGAGGAGGUGCCCGUCUACGAGAACAAAUACGUGAAAUUCUUCCGGAGCAAACCCGAACUGCCCCCAGGCUUAAACCCAGAGCCCAACCCUUCCUCAUCGGGCCGGCCCGAGGCCAGCGAGCCCUCGCCGGGGCUCUCCAAAACCGCCCGCAGGAACCUGAAACGCAAAGAGAAGAGGAAACAGCAGCAGGAGAAAGAUCGGGAAAACGACGGCGGCGGCGGCGACGGACUGAGCUCAGCCCUGGAAAAAAUCACUUUGGGAGGAGGAGGAGGAGGAGGAGGAGGAGGUGACAGAGGAGGAGGUGACAACACAGCAGGAGGUGGGACAGCAACAACAACAACAACAACCGGGGAUAAAGGAGGUGAAAAAAGCUUGGAAAACGCCGGAGAUAAUCCCGGGAAUAACGAGGAGAGGAAUAACGAGAGGAACCGGAGGAUCAAGAGCCUGAGGAAGAAGCUGAGGCAGGUGGAGGAGCUGAGGCAGAGGAUGGAGGGAGGGGGGAUCCCCCAGCCCACCAAGGAGCAGCUGGAAAAGUUGGGAAGGAGGAAAGCGCUGGAGGAGGAACUCAGGGGGUUGGAGCUGGACUCGUAAUUUGGAGCAAAAAAGGGGGGGGGGGGUGUUGGUUUUAUUUUAUUUUUGGGGGAUUUUUUUGGGGAUUUUUUGGGGAUUUUUUGGGGAUUUUUUUGGGAUU